CAAAAAUCUGGCGGUGAAGUUGCCAACGGUUCGUCUUGAGACUUGACUUGAGAGAGGUCCUGAUGAGAGAGUGAGUCCUGAUUUAUGCUUCCUCCUGUCUGCCCAUUGCACUGUACUCGUAACAGAUCCUGGGUGUGAUAGCUGUUUCCUAACUCCACUCCACUGAUUUGGUGUAGACGGCACUGCUGAGCUUGCCUGUGGUAUGUUAACAGUUAGACUUUUCUUUCUUAAAAAUGUUUUACAAAUUAAGUUUACUUUACCAAUAUAUCCUUUGUGUUUUUUGUCUGUUUUUUGCCCCCCUCCCAGAUUUGAAUGUGGCAGUGUAAAGGUUGCAGUUCAAAGACCUCAACUAGAGGCCAGUUGCUUAAACAUUACAGAUUAAAACAUCCCCAUUAUGGGCGCAGGCACCCAUAUCCUUGUCCAUAUAGUAGUUGUCCAUGUACAUCUAAGUCAUGGAAUGCGCUCAGGUCACAUUUGUGUAGAGUCCAUACUAGAGAAACAUCACGGCAAACAUUGACAUCGGCGACAUUCAGCUGUCGUGUUUGUGGGUUCUCUGAAGUUGCCUCUGAAAAGGAGUAUUUCACUCAUAUAAAUUUGCAUCUCAAAGCCAAUGAAACAGUCCCCUGUAUGUUCAAGGGUUGUACAUUUAGGACAAAUAUUUAUGGGACAUUUAAAUCACAUAGAAAUAGAAAGCACCUUGGUUAUUCUUACAGUGACUUUAAACCUGCAAUAGUUACAGAAAGAGACAGUUUUGAAAGCUCAAGUGUUUCAGGUGAACAUGGAGACAAUGAAGAAUCAGAAGAAGCCCAGCUUGAAGUGCAGUCUAGUUUUCAGAGAGACUGCUCAGAAAAUCUUGAGAAGAUGAUAGAAGAGAAACUUGCAGCAGUGUUGCUUAAGCUGGAAAACAUACUCCAUGUUCCCAGUAAUGCAGUUGAUGAGCUUUUACAGGACUUGCACUUCCUAAUGAGUUCUGCAUCCCAGACUACAUUAAAUGCCAUUAUUUCAGAUUUUUGUACUAAGCAUAAUCUUGCUCUUGAUGCAAAAGAAACUGAGGAAUUGGCCUCUGCCUUCUGUCUUGCUAAUCCCUUGACCAAAGCAAUUGGAGAUCAGGGCCCACUUAGCACUGCUUUUAAGCGGAAACAGUAUUUCAAAGACAAGUUCCAAGUAGUUGAACCCGUUGAAUAUGUUUUGGAUAAGGAGCGCAACCAUACCUACCAAUAUGUGCCAUUAUUGCAGUCAUUGCAGCAGCUCCUUAGCAAAGAUGGUAUAGUUGAUGAUGUAGUAGAAAACUACAGUGCUCACCAAAAUGAAACUGCACAAGAAGAAUACAGGUCAUUUCGGGAUGGAGAGUUUUUCAGACAAAAUGAGUUCCUGUCUUCAGGGGAAUUGAGAAUAAGUGUGACCCUCUAUAUUGAUGAGUUUGAAGUGUGCAACCCUCUGGGCACUUCCAGAAAGAAGCAUAAACUUUGCGCAAUGUACUGGAUUUUGAGCAACUUACCCCAGGCCAGCACUCCUCUUUGUCAUCCAUCUACUUGGCAGUAUUGU
Molecule: messenger RNA, 1545 nt
Organism: Lates calcarifer (barramundi perch)
Lineage: Eukaryota; Metazoa; Chordata; Actinopteri; Centropomidae
Exons: 3
Source: RefSeq, a predicted model, not a curated record